CUUUCUCCGAGAUAGUAGAGAAACGGCAUCCAUAUAGUGCCUACGUCCUGCUGGGAAAGCUCCAAGGUCUUCACAAGUGCUCAUUAGAUCCCCCGCAGAGUUCAGUCUUCUGCACUAGACAGCAGCGCAAUUGCUUUGCAACGUGUUGAAAAAUGCCGUCUACAUCCAUAGAGCUUCGACGCCCAACCGCUUCGUGGAAUGGCGAAGCUGGCCCUGUCACACCUUCGAACCCCGAUAUCACCGAGGAGCAAUCAUUCGAAGGACACACCCAAUUCUCGUUGCCCCCAGUGGAUCGCGGCAAGGAUGCCUGGCUAUUUCUCUUUGCUGCUUUCCUUCUAGAAGCCCUUGUCUGGGGCUUUCCCUUCUCUUUCGGCAUCUUUCAAGCCUACUACUACAGUCAUGAGCCAUUCGCCGGAUCGUCUGGAAUAGCAACAAUUGGCACGUGCGCAAUGGGCAUCAUGUAUUUUGCUUUCCCAAUUGCUAUCGCACUACAGCGGCUGUACCCUCAUAUUGCUCGUUGGGCUCCAGUCUUUGGUUGUCUGGCCCUGAGUGUUAUCCUGGUAGUCUCUACUUUCUCACAAAACGUAGGGCAUCUUAUCUUGACACAGGGAGUCUUGUACGCCUUCGCAGGCUCCUUGGCAUAUUGUCCUUGCAUGGCCUGGCUUGAGGAAUGGUUCGUGCAGCGCAGAAGUCUAGCCUUUGGCAUCAUGUGGUCGGGUUCAAGUACUGGUGGUGUUGUGAUCCCCUUGCUAUUAGAAAGUCUUUUGCAGAGAUUUGGCUUCAGAACAGCACUGAGAAUCUGGGCUGUCAGUCUGUUGGUACUGUCCUUACCGGCCUUUUUCUUCGUUAAGCCCAGGAUUCCCGCCAGCUCAAUCGGUGCCACGAGACUAAAUAUCAAGAUCGGGUUCAUCUACGACAGAACUUUCAUUAUUUACCAAGUUGCCAACAUUGUCCAGUCUCUUGGUUUUUUCCUGCCUGCUAUUUAUCUGCCCACCUAUGCGCGAUCAGUUCUACAUGCGAGUCCAUUUCUCGCGGCAGUCACUGUUAUGAUCGUCAAUGGUUUCAGCUCUCUCGGCAUUUUUAUCAUGGGUUUGAUAGCGGAUAGGUGGCAUAUCACCACGUGCAUUCUCUUGUCCACGAUCGGCGCUGUAUUGACGACGUUUCUUCUGUGGGGCUUCGCUGGAAACUUGGCUAUUCUGUACAUCUUUUGCGUUUUCUAUGGCUUGUUUGCAGGAGCAUUCAGCGGGACGUGGCCAGGAGUUUCUCGGCAGGUGGCCUCUGGCACUCUGCACGGCGGGUCAUCUGAAGACCUCUCUUUCGACCCAGUCAUGAUAACUGGUUUCCUAAUUGCUGGACGCGGAGUCGGCAAUAUUGUCUCAGGGCCACUCAGUGAGGCCCUUUACAAAGCCGUUCCAACACAGAAUUCAAAUAUCUGGGGCUUGGGUGGUUAUGGGGCUAUCGUUGUCUUUACUGGCAUCACAGCUCUUGGGGGCGGAACAUCGUUCAUAUGGAAAAGGUUGGGUUGGAUCUGACACCAAGGAAUACUGGCGAGCCAAAUGAUAUAUAUGCCUCAACACUUGUCUAUCGACCGUUUGCUAGUGAUACAAACUGUUUCGCACCCAGUGCAGAAGAAUAAAAGCAGC
Molecule: messenger RNA, 1643 nt
Organism: Fusarium redolens
Lineage: Eukaryota; Fungi; Ascomycota; Sordariomycetes; Hypocreales; Nectriaceae
Product: major facilitator superfamily domain-containing protein
Exons: 3
Coding region: 153-1532 (459 amino acids)
Biological process (GO): transmembrane transport
Cellular component (GO): fungal-type vacuole membrane
Molecular function (GO): transmembrane transporter activity
Source: RefSeq, a predicted model, not a curated record